UUUCAAAUUAUGGAGACGAAGAAACCCCAACCUAGGUCUUGUAUUCAGUUACUUACUAAAAGUAGAGAAACCUUGGUUAAUUCUAUAAAAAACAUCAAGUGCGUGCUUGAAAAUUUGAAAAAUCAUGGAUACUUUUCAGAAGAAGAUGCUGACUUUGUCCUGCAGUGUGGAACGCAGGCAGAUAAGGUCCGUCAGCUUCUUGAUCUGGUGGAGAAAAAAGGGGAGGAAGCGGCCGAGUUUUUCAUAAACAUCCUUCAGAAGGUUCCAGAGGCUUACUUUGAUCUUAUCUCUUGGUUAAAAGAGAUUGAUUUUCAAGCUUCAGAGCAAGUGGAGUGUUUACAUAUUAGGAACAAUGACCCUGUAUCACUGUUCAGCAGAAAACUCAAACAGGAAUUGUGCAGUGACUCAAAGUUCAUAAAGUCCUACACUCAGAAAGAGGAGAUGAUGCUUCAGGAAACAUAUGUUGACGGAGUCAUGGAACUAAUAAGUGCAAAGAAUGAAACUAUGGGCCAUGCACAAGGCUUAAAUUCAUUGUUCGAUGACACUGGGGUGAUCAAUGAACUUGGUGAAACUGUUUUCAUCUUUGGUGAUGCUGGUAUGGGAAAGACUCUUUUGAUACAGAAAAUGCAAAACAUGUGGGCCAAAGGACAAUCUUUUGGCAAUAUUAAAUUCUUUUUUAGGUUUCGAUGUCGAACAUUUAUCUUUUUUAAAUCCAGCACUGAGUUGUGUUUAAAGGACUUGAUCUUCAAAUAUUGUUGCAGGCCAGACUAUGAUCCAGAUGAAGUGUAUCGGUAUAUUUGUAAGUUUCCAGAGACUGUAUUGUUCACCUUUGAUGGCUUCGAUGAGAUACAUUCAAGUUUUGACAUAAACAGUGUCCCUGAAGUUUCAUCACCCAUUGAUGCUACCCAACCUGCUGCAUUACUCUUGCACUUGCUUAGUGGCAAGUUGUUAAAAGGAUCAAAGAAAGUCCUCACAGCGCGCACGGGAUGUCAAAUAUCUGCAAACUUUGUCCGUAAAAAAGUAAUGUUGCGUGGCUUUUCGGCAGAUAACCUUGUUGAGUACACUGGCUUAUUUUUUAAGGAACCCAAUGUUCAGCAGUGUGUGUUAAACCAUUUGCAGGCCAACCACAAUUUCAGCAGUUUAUGUUCAAUCCCUUUAUUUUGCUGGAUAAUAUUCAAGUCUUAUCAGCACUUUCAUUCCAUGAAUGAGGAUCAUGAGUUUGCAAGCAGUUCCGUGACACUUACGGACAUCUUUUUACUCAUUAUUGAAGUUUACUUGAAUGUAUCCACUAAAGGAAAAACAGCAAGCCAACUGGAAACUUUUAAAGGUGGGAAGGACACUUUGUUGUCUAUUGGGCGGCUUGCCUACCAUGGAAUGGAGAAUUCAUUAUUUGUUUUUGACCAAGAUUAUAUUGCAUCACAACGCAUUCUUCACCAUGAUCUUCAGCUGGGCUUCCUUAGACCUGUGGCACACUAUAGUGAAUGUGAUGACAAUGCUUCAUUUGAAUUCUUUCAUAUGACACUACAGUCCUUUUUUACAGCAUUAUUUCUUGUUAUUGAUGACCAAAGCAGUACUGCAGAUCUUCUAAAAUAUUUCCAUCACUGUAAACACUUGGAGAUUGAGGACAAUCGUCCUUCCCUGCUGGCCUGUGUUUGUGGAAGUGAAAAAAAUCAUUCUGAUCCAUUUACAAAUAAAGACCACUUCCAGUUUGUUAAUCUUUUUCUGUGUGGGCUACUUUCAAAACCAAAACAAAGCCUUCUAAAGAACUUAAUUCCAGCAUCAGCAUUACAAGUGAAGAGAAAAGCACUUAAGCAACACCUUUUCAAAAGUGUAAAAUCUCACCUGAAAAACCUGCCCAGAGCACCCUAUUUGGAGUACAGUCAGGUUCACGCACUUCCUCACUUUAUCUGGAUGGUGCGAUGUAUAAGUGAGACACAGAAUGAGAAGGUGGGGAAGCUGGCAGCCAAGGGAAUAUGUGCAGAUUACAUUAAACUCAGUUUUUGUGAUGCGUCUUCAUCAGAUUGUGGAGCAAUCUCCUUUGUGUUAAACCAUUACAAGAAACAGAUUGCUUUGGAGAUGGAUAAUAACAAUAUAAAUGAUUAUGGAGUCAAGGAGCUUAUACCAUGCUUCAAUAAACUUAUUCUUGUUCGGCUUAGCGUCAAUCAGAUUGGUGAUGAGGGUGUAAAAGUAUUAGCUGAAGAACUAACCAAGCAUAAGAUCAUUCGAUUUCUUGGUUUGUACAAAAAUCUCAUCACUGAUUUUGGAGCUCGGCAUGUAGCACGAAUCAUAGAGGAAUGUCCCAGUCUUAGAUAUGUCAAGCUGGGGUGCAAUCAGUUAACUGCUGUUGGAGGUGCAUGUAUUGGACAGGCCUUACAAAAGAACCCCAAUAUUUAUGACAUUGGGAUGUGGGGUAAUCGUAUUGGAGAUGAAGGGGCAGUGGCCUUUGCAGAGGCUCUGAGGAAUCAUCCAAGUUUGAGCGAUCUAAGUUUGACCUUCAAUGAAAUUUCUGUUGCUGGAGGCAUAAGCAUUGCUAAUGCUUUAAAGGAAAAUAACUCCCUUAAAGUAUUCUGGAUUAUGCAGAACAAAUUCACGGAUGAGGUAGCUGAACAUUUUGCUCAAAUGCUACGAGUGAACAAGACACUUCGACAUCUUUGGCUACAGAAUAACAACAUCACAAAUCAUGGAGCCAAUUUGUUAGCCGAAGCUCUAGAAGAUAACACUGUUCUGGAAGAGAUUUGUUUACAAGGCAACCCAUUGACCCUUGGUGAAAAUGAACCUUUUGAAAGAAACUUGAGAAUACGCAUUAUAUGA
Nanorana parkeri is the source of this 2811-nucleotide messenger RNA. RefSeq names its product nucleotide binding oligomerization domain containing 1 (gene NOD1). The transcript has 11 exons. The record is from RefSeq and is a predicted model, not a curated record. NCBI's taxonomy places the organism in Eukaryota, Metazoa, Chordata, Amphibia, Anura, Dicroglossidae. The coding region runs from base 10 to 2811 and encodes 933 amino acids. Gene Ontology annotation, biological process: regulation of apoptotic process. Gene Ontology annotation, molecular function: protein binding.